This is a messenger RNA of Aspergillus japonicus CBS 114.51, 2417 nucleotides long. RefSeq names its product putative C6 transcription factor. Gene Ontology annotation, cellular component: nucleus. Gene Ontology annotation, molecular function: DNA binding; DNA-binding transcription factor activity, RNA polymerase II-specific; zinc ion binding. The transcript is spliced from 3 exons. The coding region runs from base 1 to 2340 and encodes 779 amino acids. Gene Ontology annotation, biological process: DNA-templated transcription; regulation of DNA-templated transcription. NCBI's taxonomy places the organism in Eukaryota, Fungi, Ascomycota, Eurotiomycetes, Eurotiales, Aspergillaceae. The record is from RefSeq and is a predicted model, not a curated record.
AUGGCGGCCGACGAGCCCGGUCAGCCAGAAUUCGGCAAGGACAAGUCCUUGGCCUGUCAAUCUUGUCGGCGCAAGAAGACGAAGUGCGACCGCGAGCAGCCGUGCGCGCAAUGCACCCGCUUCAACACCAUCUGCCUCUACGAUGACUGUCGCUCGAAGCCGGGUCUCCGCGCCGGCGCCGUCGAGCGGCUGCAACAGCGCGUCGACACGCUGGAGAAGAUGUUUCUCGGCCAAAGCCUACUCUGGCAGAAGAUGUGGAGCGCGGUGCUGGAUGGCGUAUCGCCCAAUGUCCCCCCUCCCGCACACAAUGGCAUCGAAACGGCAGGUAGUACGGCGAGCCUCAAGCAGUUAUCUGAGGAAGUCAAGCAGAAUUUGCUGCAAGAGGCAGCAGGGAUGCCUGAGGAAAACACGGAUGUCAUGCGGCAGCAGAAACCACCAGAAGCGCGUGCUGCCAAGCGUCGGAAACUCCAUUUUGACUCCAAUGUUGGGGAGCAGGCGAUCGAGACAGGGGACGACUUGUCUGCCGCGCAGGUCGCUGCGCAGGGGCUGCUACCACAUGCAGUCAUGAUGGAGUUAGUCGAAUUCUAUUUCACUAAUGUCCAUCCCUGGAUUCCCAUCCUCCAUGUCAGGCGAUUUCGUGAGCAGCUGUACAGUCCCGACGGCUGGAACAAGGCCCUGCCGAUUUUACAUGCAAUUCUAGCUACCUCCAUCCGCUUUAUUGCACACCCGGAGGCUGGAGAUCCGCAAUCAAGAGCAGACAUGGCGGCUGCUAGUCGUCAAAGAGUGAUCCUCAACAGCAUGGAGUCAUUUUCGGUGGAGAACUUGCAAGCAUUGGUGAUUAUAGCGUUCGAUAUAAUCGGGAGUGGUCGGGGCCCGUCAGCGUGGUCGGUAGUCGGCAGCAUGACGCGCACUGUUGAACAACUCCAGCUAAGUGUCGAGGAUCGUGACGACGAUGAGGGAAGAACGGCGAAGGGUGAGUAUCUCAUCAAGCGAAUGGUCUUUUUGAAGCCAGCGCAACACUGGUGGCAGACCGAGGAGCGAAGACGGGUAUUCUGGACCGUGUUCCUGAUGGACAGAUUUUGUAGCGUCUCGACCGGAUGGAACCUGAGUUUGACGAGCGCAGACGUUCGACGGCGCCUGCCCUGCGAGGGAGCAUUAUGGCAGCGGGAGCAAGAGCAGACCACGCCAUUCUUUGGCAUCGCCAAUCAUUCCAGCCACGGAGCGAACGGUCCAAUCUUGGACGACGAUAAGCACCCAGGACAGGACUCCAUCGGCGGGUUUGCCUACGCCAUCGAGGCCACUGAGUCGCUGAGCCUGGUGGUCCAUUUCUUCUUGCACAAUGCCCUUGACAUCGAAGACGUUCAAAAGACCAAGAAAUGGUUGCUGAGAUUCAAGGAACUCGAUUUGCGCCUGGUUCAGUGGAAGCUCCUGCUGCCGCCAAAGUGGCAAUCGGCUUCGGUUCUCAACGUGGACGGAAUCAUGGACCCGAAUCUGACUCUUGCGCAUUUCACCCACAACACAGCACUUAUUCUACUCCAUCAGAGUAUUGCCUAUCCUCCCGCACAUUGGAAAGAUUGCCCUGUGCGACUUCCGUCGGCAACCUCACUCGAAACGUGUAUCGAGGCUGCCUCCGAGAUUGUGAUGCUGGGUAGCCUGUUUCUCCAGCACUCCUCCAUUCUUGCCAAUCCACAAUUCUCGUUCUGUCUCUUCAUUGCGGGACGAAUGCUACUAGUGCACUCUCAGCAUGCCAGGCUUCCUGUAUCAGACCAGCUCGAUAGUAUUGUUGAGAGUCUGCUGGAGAUAUCCCGUCGUUGGGCUGGUCCCGGUGCCACGGACCGCCGAAAUCUGGCGUCGGUGUUUGGCGAAAGGCUCAUGAAAGCGCGGCAAUACAUGUACUGCAAUGCGACAUCACCCGCGACGCCCCUCGACAUUCGACAAGCCGCUUACUCGGAGUCUGUGGAUUGUGCCGAGUCGUCUUCAAUCGAUGUUCGUGGGCGCCAUGGGGACGGCGUCGGAACUUCUACGGGACCAUUACCACACAGUGCACAGAGCUCUUUGGCCGCAUCGCAUCCACAUUGGACCUCAAUUGAGGCGCAAUCGUUGAUCGAGUACCGCAGUGAGCAGGACCGCGUCGCGAGCCAAGUAUCCCCUAGCGACUUCCUGAAUGACAGUCUGAGCCUCGCGUUUCCACCCCUCCCCCAUUCGCUGCAGGUGCAAUAUGACCCGCUGGCGGGAAUGCCGAUGGUAGAUCCUUCGUGCCUAGGCAAGGAAGCACCAUUGCCAUUUCUUGAUCAAUCUUCAUCAGGAAGAUCUCACUUUUGGGAUCCCGGUCCACAUUAGACAUUUCCUCUCUUAUCACGUCCAUAGCUUGUUUUGGGGAUUGGGUCGGGUAUAACAAGACCAAUCGCAAAAUCCCG